AACAUAAUCAAAUUUCUAUAAAUACUGGUUUCGCAAUUCUUCUCGCUGUUUCUUUAAUUUUUUUUAGCUUUCUCUUAAAUUCAAAACCAUAUUUCUUUAAAUUUAUAGGUUCCUGAAUCCGGUUUUGCUUACUGGAUUUUCAACCCUUCGUCGCUUAAAUUUGAUAUUUUGCUUCUGGGUGGUGAGAAAUUGCUUGUACAAGCUUCACCAUUCUCUUUGAUUGAUUAGCAGGCAUGGAUGAGCAAUUCAUUCUUAGAGUUCCACCUUCUGUCGCUGAACGCAUAAAUCGUCUUUUAAGUGAAAACGCUUCAUCUUCCGAGGACAAAUCACUGGAUUUGGAAUUUUCUGAGGAUGGACGGACCGGCACAUUUGUCAUUGGCAAUGAUCGUUUCCCUGCAUCUGUCCUUGAUCUACCUUGUGUUGUUGAGUCAUACAAAACUUACGACGAUAGUGCAUUGGUUAAAACAGCUGAUGUCGGUCAAAUGAUUUUGGUCAGAGAGUCUGGAGAAGCUUCUCCAGAUGUGGUGGAAUACAGACACGGUCUAACUCCUCCAUUGAGGGAUGCUCGGAAGCGAAGAUUUCGAAGGGAGCCAGAUCUAAAUCCAGAGCUCGUACAACGUGUUGAAAAGGAUUUGGUGAACAUCAUGUCUGGAGGAACAGUUGAAAAUCUCGAUGCUGAUGUCAAUGGACAAGGUGAUGCGGGUGAUGAGAACGCUCGUAAUGCGAAUAAGAAAGCUCCGCCUGCAGCUGCUGCAAAGCCUGAAGUUCCCGAUACAGGAGGCAAUGCCGGGGAACCUGAUGGAUCCGAUUCUGAUGACUCUGAUGAUUCAAUGUGACGUCAAGUUGCAUUAAUGGUGUAUGUGAUGACCACCAUGGCAUCGGCUUUUCCGAUAUGCUUUCAAAGAUUGUCGACAGCUUCAGAAAUUCAUCAGGUUUUAAUGAUCGGAGAACCUGUAUAUACGCGGUCGUAAUGUUUUUGCCUCUUCUUUUCAAAAUGUUCACUGGACUUGCUUAUUGAACCGCAAAGAGCUACAGCAUAUGCAAUGUGUACUACUAUUUUUGCUUAAUGGUCCACUGAUACUGUUUUGGGCUCAUUUAUAUUGAUCAAAUUCUACUAUUAGUCCCUGUAUUCCGAGUAAGUUAUAGAUUUGGUCUCUACACUGUAUUUUGAUUUGAUCAAUUUUAAUUUCUAUAUAUUUUAAAUUGACUUUUAAAUUUCAAAA
Messenger RNA from Gossypium arboreum, 1223 nucleotides. Its product is annotated as transcription initiation factor TFIID subunit 7. Gene Ontology annotation, cellular component: transcription factor TFIID complex. The transcript is spliced from 7 exons. NCBI's taxonomy places the organism in Eukaryota, Viridiplantae, Streptophyta, Magnoliopsida, Malvales, Malvaceae. The record is from RefSeq and is a predicted model, not a curated record. Gene Ontology annotation, biological process: RNA polymerase II preinitiation complex assembly; transcription initiation at RNA polymerase II promoter. Gene Ontology annotation, molecular function: RNA polymerase II general transcription initiation factor activity. The coding region runs from base 234 to 836 and encodes 200 amino acids.